AUCUGUUUCUCCGGCGGGGACUCGAUUAUAUUGUAGGGGACUGGGGGCGGCCGCCGCCGCAGCCGCGGGAUGGGGCGAGCGCGCGGACCCCGCGGGCAGCCGCAGCCGCAGCCGCCUCAGUAGCUCGGGCCCCCGCGCCGCCGCCCCCCGCCCGGCGCCCGCCCUCGGCUCCUGCACUCGCCGAGCGGCGGCAGCAGCGGGAGGAGCGCCCCGCCGCCCCCGCCGAGGACCGCGCGGAGGCUGCGGCGCUGCCGCGGCGGGAGUCCCAGGUCGGCGGGCAGAGCGCGGGCAGCGAGGGGCCGCCGCCUGUGCCGCAGCGGGGAGAUGUGCCCGGAGGAGGGCGGCGCGGCCGGGCUGGGCGAGCUCCGCUCCUGGUGGGAGGUCCCGGCCAUCGCGCACUUCUGCUCGCUCUUUCGCACCGCGUUCCGCCUGCCCGACUUCGAGAUCGAGGAGUUAGAAGCCGCUCUUCACAGAGAUGACGUGGAGUUUAUCAGUGACCUGAUUGCCUGCCUGCUUCAGGGCUGUUAUCAACGAAGAGAUAUCACGCCUCAGACAUUCCACAGCUACCUAGAGGACAUCAUCAACUACCGCUGGGAGCUCGAAGAAGGGAAGCCCAACCCUCUGAGGGAAGCCAGUUUCCAGGACCUGCCUCUUCGCACACGGGUGGAGAUCCUGCACCGACUCUGUGAUUACCGGCUGGAUGCAGACGAUGUCUUCGAUCUUCUAAAGGGUCUGGAUGCAGACAGUCUCCGUGUGGAGCCAUUGGGUGAAGACAAUUCUGGGGCACUAUAUUGGUAUUUCUAUGGAACACGAAUGUACAAAGAGGACCCGGUGCAAGGAAAAUCCAAUGGAGAACUCUCUUUGAGCAGGGAAAGUGAAGGACAAAAAAAUGUCUCAAGUAUUCCUGGAAAAACGGGAAAAAGAAGAGGAAGACCCCCAAAACGGAAGAAACUGCAGGAGGAGAUUCUGUUGAGUGAAAAGCAGGAAGAAAAUUCCUUGGCAUCCGAGCCACAGACAAGACAUGGGUCCCAAGGGCCAGGCCAAGGUACUUGGUGGCUCCUGUGCCAGACAGAAGAGGAAUGGAGACAGGUCACCGAGAGUUUUCGCGAGAGGACCUCCCUUCGAGAACGGCAGCUCUACAAGCUCCUCAGUGAGGACUUCCUGCCUGAGAUCUGCAACAUGAUCGCCCAGAAGGGAAAACGUCCACAGCGCACAAAGGCAGAGUUGCAUCCUAGGUGGAUGUCUGACCACCUGUCCAUCAAACCCGUCAAGCAAGAGGAGACUCCUGUGCUGACCAGAAUAGAAAAACAAAAGCGCAAAGAGGAGGAAGAAGAGCGUCAGAUUCUUCUAGCAGUGCAGAAGAAGGAGCAGGAGCAGAUGCUAAAGGAAGAGAGGAAACGCGAGUUGGAGGAGAAGGUCAAGGCAGUGGAAGAUCGAGCGAAGAGGAGAAAGCUCAGGGAAGAAAGGGCAUGGCUGCUGGCUCAAGGAAAGGAGCUCCCUCCAGAACUUUCCCAUCUGGACCCCAAUUCCCCCAUGAGAGAGGAAAAAAAGACUAAAGACCUCUUUGAGUUGGACGAUGAUUUCACUGCUAUGUAUAAAGUUCUAGACGUGGUAAAGGCUCACAAGGAUUCCUGGCCCUUCUUGGAACCUGUGGAUGAAUCUUAUGCCCCUAACUAUUAUCAGAUUAUUAAGGCCCCCAUGGAUAUUUCCAGCAUGGAGAAGAAACUGAAUGGAGGUUUAUACUGUACCAAGGAGGAAUUUGUAAAUGACAUGAAGACCAUGUUCAGGAAUUGUCGAAAGUAUAAUGGGGAAAGUAGUGAGUAUACCAAGAUGUCUGAUAAUUUAGAGAGGUGUUUCCAUCGGGCAAUGAUGAAACAUUUUCCUGGAGAAGAUGGAGACACAGAUGAAGAAUUUUGGAUUCGAGAGGAUGAAAAGCGGGAGAAAAGACGGAGUCGGGCUGGUCGAAGUGGUGGGAGCCAUGUUUGGACCCGCUCCAGGGACCCAGAAGGGCCCAGCAGGAAACAGCAGCCCAUGGAGAAUGGAGGAAAGUCGUUGCCCCCCACACGCCGAGCGCCCUCUUCUGGGGACGAUCAGAGCAGCAGCUCCACACAGCCCCUGCGGGAGGUGGGCACUUCCAAUGGCCGAGGUUUUUCUCAUCCCCUGCAUUGUGGUGGGACACCCAGCCAGGCACCCUUUUUAAACCAGAUGAGGCCAGCAGUACCAGGAACAUUUGGCCCUCUGCGAGGAUCAGAUCCUGCCACCUUGUAUGGCUCCUGUGGAGUCCCGGAGCCACACCCCGGGGAGCCUGUGCAGCAGCGUCAGCCUUUCACCAUGCAGCCUCCAGCUGGAAUUAACAGCCUCCGAGGACCCCGGCUAGGCACACCAGAGGAGAAGCAAAUGUGCGGGGGGCUGACACACCUUUCUAACAUGGGCCCACACCCUGGAUCCUUGCAGCUUGGGCAGAUAAGUGGCCCAAGUCAGGAUGGAAGCAUGUAUGCUCCAGCUCAGUUCCAGCCAGGAUUCAUUCCUCCCCGGCAUGGGGGGGCUCCAGCCCGGCCACCAGACUUUCCUGAAAGCUCAGAAAUUCCUCCCAGCCAUAUGUAUCGAUCGUACAAGUACCUGAAUCGAGUACACUCUGCCGUCUGGAAUGGGAACCAUGGUGCUACGAACCAAGGACCCUUGGGCCCAGAUGAGAAGCCCCACCUGGGGCCAGGACCCUCUCACCAGCCUCGCACUCUCGGUCACGUGAUGGAUUCCCGAGUCAUGAGACCACCUGUCCCCCCCAACCAGUGGACUGAACAAUCAGGCUUCCUACCUCAUGGAGUUCCUUCCUCAGGGUACAUGCGACCGCCCUGCAAGUCUGCUGGACAUCGGUUACAGCCACCUCCAGUGCCAGCACCCAGUUCUUUGUUUGGAGCACCUGCCCAGGCUCUUCGGGGGGUGCAGGGAGGGGACUCCAUGAUGGACAGCCCAGAGAUGAUUGCGAUGCAGCAGCUCUCCUCCCGCGUCUGCCCCCCAGGUGUGCCUUACCACCCCCACCAGCCUGCACACCCCCGUUUACCUGGCCCUUUUCCGCAGGUAGCUCACCCAAUGUCAGUCACUGUGUCAGCCCCCAAGCCUGCCCUGGGCAACCCUGGGAGGGCACCGGAGAACAGUGAAGCACAAGAGCCUGAGAAUGACCAAGCAGAGCCGUUGCCUGGCCUUGAAGAGAAACCACCAGGUGUUGGUACUUCAGAGGGGGUCUACCUCACACAACUACCUCACCCCACACCUCCCCUGCAGACUGACUGCACCAGGCAGAGCUCACCACAAGAAAGGGAAACAGUGGGCCCGGAGCUCAAAAGCAGCUCCUCCGAAUCUGCGGACAACUGUAAAGCAAUGAAGGGCAAGAAUCCCUGGCCCUCGGAUAGCAGCUACCCCGGCCCAGCCGCCCAAGGGUGCGUGAGAGACCUCUCCACGGUGGCAGACAGGGGCGCUCUAUCCGAGAACGGAGUCAUUGGGGAAGCAUCUCCUUGUGGAUCGGAGGGGAAGGGCCUUGGUAGCAGUGGUUCCGAAAAGCUGCUCUGCCCCAGAGGCAGAACGUUGCAGGAAACCAUGCCAUGCACGGGACAGAACGCAGCGACACCGCCCAGCACAGACCCCGGUUUGACGGGAGGCACUGUGAGCCAGUUUCCCCCGCUGUAUAUGCCUGGCCUAGAGUACCCGAAUUCAGCUGCCCAUUACCACAUCAGUCCAGGCCUGCAGGGUGUGGGCCCUGUGAUGGGAGGGAAGUCCCCAGCAUCCCAUCCCCAGCAUUUUCCCCCAAGGGGCUUUCAGUCUACCCACCCACAUUCUGGAGGCUUUCCCCGGUAUCGCCCCCCACAAGGAAUGAGGUAUUCCUACCACCCACCGCCACAGCCUUCCUACCACCACUAUCAGCGAACUCCUUACUAUGCCUGUCCACAGAGCUUUUCUGACUGGCAGAGACCUCUCCAUCCCCAGGGAAGCCCAAGCGGACCCCCAGCCAGUCAGCCUCCCCCACCAAGGUCCCUCUUCUCAGAUAAGAAUGCCAUGGCCAGUCUGCAAGGCUGUGAGACACUGAAUGCUGCCUUAACUUCUCCAACCCGUAUGGAUGCAGUGGCUGCUAAAGUCCCAAAUGACGGGCAGAAUCCUGGUCCAGAGGAAGAGAAGCUGGAUGAAUCUAUGGAGAGGCCAGAGAGUCCCAAAGAAUUUUUAGACCUGGACAACCAUAACGCAGCUACCAAGCGGCAGAGCUCGUUGUCAGCCAGCGAGUAUCUCUAUGGAACUCCUCCUCCGCCUCUGAGUUCAGGAAUGGGAUUUGGUUCAUCUGCAUUUCCACCCCACGGUGUGAUGCUGCAGACGGGGCCUCCCUAUACCCCUCAGCGGCCGGCCAGUCACUUUCAGCCCAGGGCUUACUCUUCCCCUGUGGCUGCCCUCCCACCUCACCACCCAGGGGCCACUCAGCCCAACGGCCUCUCUCAGGAGGGUCCCAUCUAUCGCUGCCAGGAAGAAGGCCUGGGUCACUUUCAAGCUGUGAUGAUGGAACAAAUUGGCACUAGAAGUGGAAUAAGAGGACCUUUCCAGGAAAUGUACAGACCAUCAGGAAUGCAGAUGCACCCGGUCCAGUCGCAGGCCUCGUUCCCAAAGACCCCCACAGCAGCAACAUCACAGGAGGAGGUGCCGCCUCAUAAGCCUCCAACACUUCCCCUGGAUCAGAGCUAGUCCAAGGAGGAAAUGAGCCCCAAGCAAUGGAAAGCUGCACACGAAGACUAGAAUGUGGAGAACUGGGGAGUGCCCUGUCAGCUCUAUUCCCAUCACCUGCUCCACCCCUUCACGGCGACCCACUCGUGCCAUACUUGAGCUGGAGCCAGUCACGGGCCCUAAAAGGACACUCCUUAGAUGACUGACACACAGAUUGCAAAGGUCCUCGGCCAGGGAUCUCUUGCACAGUUGAUGUAGACAGUCAGGCAAAACUAAUGAACGUGGAGUUAAUGAUGACUUUUCCAAAUCCUGAGACACUUUUCAGGGAAAAUCACUUUAAACUUGGGGGAGGGGGUAUACUCAAGAAUGGAGUGGUGCUUUUAAACUUUGAUGAGCAGCUAAACUCAGGUAUAUAUUUGGGGAAGGGACUACUCUUAGUAUUAAUGGUUUUGGAGCUGGGUCCAGUUUACAGAAUUUUCAUGUUGCCUUUUAAAAUAAUUUUUGUUGGUGGUGAAUGUAUUGUACAUAAAGUGGGAAGGGUGGGUGGGGAUGCGGAAGAAAUGGGGGUCCUAACUGGUGGGCACACAGCACUGGAGUGAUUUUUAUCUGUUUACAAUCAUGUCACACUGAAUACUUACGGGAGCCGGAGAUGAGGGUAGGAAAGGUUUGAUCUUGUAAUAUGUCACUGUGUUUCCUUAGUGGCCAGCCAGCCUUCAGAAUAGCUAAAGGCCUGCCUUCCUUCCAGUCAGCCUGAGAGAGAACACCUGUCCCCUAAGUACCUGGUGUCUCCGUUGGAGGCAGAGUGCUCUCAGGAGACUACUAGAAGCUUCAGCCCGGAAGACAGGCUGCUCUCUCAUGCUGGUGGCCCAAAUCCUGGAUUUGAGAAAGUGGUGUCCCUUCCUGAUUUUGCCACCAGCCCUACCGAAUAGUUGUAAACCAGUAUCAGGAAUUGGGAUCGCUAGAGUGUUUCACGUAUUAGAAGAUGAAUCGUCCUCAUCACAGACCUCCCUGUCAGGACUGUGAUCUAGAAGGCACCACACACAGCUUUCUGGCACGAAUCACAUUUUGUGGAAGUGACUACUCAGGUUUGUAUAUUUUAGUAUCAAUAAAGAAUUGCACAGGUUUGAAUAGGAAAAAUGUAUUCUAUAGAUUUACAGUUUGAAUUUAGGAAUAUUUCAGUAUAUAUAGUUUUUAUUCGUUUUAAGUGAAUCAUAGUAAAAUCAGUCAUGGUGAUUUAAAAUAGCUAUCAAGAACGAGUUCUUGGAAUUAUCUGUUGUAUCUGUGAUAGGAAACCAUUUUACAGUAUUAAAUUACUUUAUUACAGUUGUAGAGUUGAAUUACACUGGAUUCUCCCUCGUUAGCAUUCUGUAUUUGAUUUUAGCUGAAAGGUCACCAAAGUUAGGACCCAUGUUUUAAACUUUUGAAUAUUCCACAAAAGAAAAAACUAAGGAAAAUACUGAAAUUACAGGUCUUUGUAAAGAAUAGCAUAUUUUUAAGCAUGCUUUUGGGAUAGUAGAAGAGUCUCUAUGAAAUAUUAAUCUGCCCUAGUUUCUUAUAAAUUCAACUGUGGGAGGGGCCAGUGGAGUGUUUCCCUCCAAUUCCAGGAUGCCUAGUGAAGCAUGGAACUGUCGUGUUUACAGUUUGCUAAACAUACGCUGUCCGUGGAGAAGGAAGCUAAUCGGAAGCAUCCAUGAUACAGAGAAAUGAAAGCCAAGACACCAGUUCCAGGAUGAUGGAAGUUCAUAUCCGUACGCAAAUGCUGAACCUGGUGCUGCUGCCUAGGGCUCAGGCAGAUUUGAGAGUUGAGUAGGGAACACAGGUGCCUCUAAGGUAUAAUGCACAAAAAUACAGAUUUUCUCUCAGAGAGGUUUUAAUUUUAAAUUUGAUGUAUUUGCAAGUGGAUUGAGUUUUGAGCCUGUGUUCUCACUGGAUCCUAAUUCUUGUAGAAACCUAUCACUGGCAUAACCUGGUUUAGGAGAGUGAAGAGGACAGAAGGAUUGUGGAUGCGUCUGCCCUUUAGCUAGUAUCCGCUAACAUGGGGCAUUACUACUUCAGUUUCUGUGUUUGUGCAGAAGCAGGGAGGAGGAAAAAAGCUAGUUUGGAGCUGGUUAGACCUGGUCUAGGCCCAGAGAAUUUGGCCACUGACAGCCUUUCUCUUUUCCUGGUAAUGCUGGUUUGAAUCAGAGGCCUCUCACUUCUCCUUAACAGGAGCACUGUCACUGUGGGCCUCUCCCCAUGACUACCCCAGGGGCCUGGGUGGGAGUGGCUGUAAGCAGCAGUUGGGCCAUUGCCCCCUUUCCUUCUGCCCUCGUGGUCCUUGAGCAGUUGUGUGCACACUCUUCCAGGUAAUCCUGUCUCCUCUCUCUCCCAGUGACUGCCCCAAUCAGCUGUUGCUAGAGCGAUGCUGUGAACGAUACAGGAAAAGUCAGUAAAUCCCUUUAUCCUUAAUCUCCCUUCUUGGUUUUAGACAGAAAAUAUUAAGGAAGAGCAAUAGGAAAUAGAACUACUGUAUUAUAACACUGUGAACAAGAACAACAGCAGCAGCAGAAUUGUCAGCCUUCCUGCAUCCUGUGUGGGAAUGUGUCCAUGCCUUAUAGGUACUAGUGCUUCGUCCAUUGUCCAGGGAGUGUCCUGAGCUUUCACUGGUCUUUGAAGUGCAGAUCUGCUAUAAGCUGUCUGGAGCUGCAAGGUUGCAGGAAUCCACAGGACCGUGAGCUGCUGUGAACCCCUAGUCCACCCAUCCCCAAGCAGGAUCUUUUUCUCACCUUUUCUUCCUCCUCUAGCACUUCUCUUUCCAAGUGUCUUAAGCAGAUGCAAUGUCUUAAAGCAGAUGCAAAUGCAUUUGCCAUCUUCUCCAUUAGGAAAAUGAUGGUUAUGUGAUAUGUUAUAUUUAGGAAGUAGUGUGUAAGGUAUCCUGAAAAGGUUUGCUCUCAAGCUAGAAGGACAUUUCACCCUGUGGGUCACUGUCACCUUGUCAGCGUGCCGGCUCUCAGUGGUCCCCAGGAGGAUGGGGAUAGCUGAGAUCCUGGAGAAUGGGAAAUACCAUUGCAUCUCUUUGAUUUAACACUCAUGGCUCACCUUUAGUAGAGUUGUUAAUAAAUUAGAAACUUGUGUCCCUAAGGCCCAAGAGAAAAGAUGAGCUUCUUGGGAGGAUUCUGGGUUUGUUUUCCCCUCAGAAUUAAAAAAUAGUUUUUAAUUCAGCUACUUUUUCCCCUCAGUUAAAAGGUAGCAGGAGCUGUUGGCUGAAAUUUGUUACAGUGAAUGAAUGUGGAGAAUAAAUAAGAACAAACCCUGCAGGAUUCUUGUUGACGUAACUUUCCAUCCCACCUCUCCGCCUCUCCUUCAUCACCAGCCUUCAUCAGGUUGGUUUAGUUUACCUGGCCUUACACACGAGCUGCUCAUCAACAGUUCGUAACUUCUCACUGAGCCCGGGCCGGAUGCUCUCAGAAGGCCUUCUCAUGCUCCUCUUCGUUAGGCUUAGUGAAAACCUUAAGACCUGCAGUUUGUGCCCCUCAGUUCAGUCAGACCUCAGCUUUAAAUGUCGAUUUACUCUGGCUUGUUCCCUGAAAGUGCUUCUUGUGACUAAGCAUUUGGUGUCAUUAUCCCAUGCCAUUUAUCUGCCGUAUAGUUAUUAUAUUAUUUUUGCUGAUUCCUACUGCUGGCAGAUGCCAUCCCAGGCCCACAAAAUCCCAGUGUUGCAGUCACCACAGCUGUCAGAAACAAGUUUGCAAUCCAUACUUCUUGGUUCAAUUUUUUUUUUUUUUAAUGGAAGUUCAAAUCUGUAAAUACUCUACACUGCUCUUAAGACCUGAUUUGAAAUUUCACAGGAAGGCCUAAUCCUAUAGUCACAAGGUAAGGACAGUUGAGUAGUGUCAGAACCCCAACCUGCUUGCAGAGAACCUUGGUUUUCAUAGAAAGGAAAGGCUGAAGGUUUUCUAGCAUUGUUGCCCUUCUUUGUCUGUCAGUCAGUUCACCCUCUGCGAUUCUCCAUGGACCCGCAUUGCAGAAAAUCAGUCCCAUAGAUUAGUGAGCCAUGUACUGCCCAAUCCGGGGGCUCCUGGGGUGUGGUGUGUCCACCAGUGACUCUCUGGACACUAGCUUCAGUAAGAAUACUUCUUAUUUCGGUUGAGAAUGCAGAGGCUUUUAUUCGUGGACUCACAUCACUUGCAUAGGCACAAAGAAUGUGAUUGCCAUUUGCUGCGUGAGAAAAAGCUGGGCUCCCUGUUUCUUUUUUGGGUUGGACUCUGCCGUGCAGCCAUAGGACACCGAGCCUCACGCACUUUCCCCUUGGGACAGUAGUGUUUGGGUGAAUGUUACUGCAUCCCGUUUUUCUUUUUCUUUUCUUUUCUUUUCUUUCUUUUUUUUUUUUUUUUUGAGACGAAAUCUUGCUCUUGUCCCCCAGACUGGAGUGCAAUGGCACGAUCUCGGCUCACUGCAACCUCCACCUCCCAGGUUCAAGGGAUUCUUCUGCCUCGGCCUCCCGAGUAGCUGGGACUACAAGCGCGCACCACCACUCCCAGCUAAUUUUUGUAUUUUUAGUAGAGGCAGAGUUUCACCAUGUUGGCCAGGCUGGUCUCAAACUCCUGACCUCAGGUGAUCCACCCGCCUUGGCCUCCCAACAUGCUGGGAUUACAGGCGUGAGCCAACACACCCGACCUUCAUUUUUUAAAUUAAGCUGGGACACAAGUUUUGCCUCCAGGCUGGAUGUUGAUCCUGCUCUGUGCUAGACAGAUGUGCGGAGGGACUGUUCCGGGCUCGGCUUGACCUUUUCCUACCUAGUUUCUCCCUCUUGUCCUGCACAAGAGGACUAACUGAACUCUACCGUCAGAACGGCUGAUGAGCAGUUGAUUGUCCUGCUUGUGUUUUUGAAAGGGGUGGUUGGGGUGGGAGCAGGGGUAUGGAUAUUGCAUAAGUUAUUGAAAUGCUGACCCCCAUUCAGGAAACCAUGCAGCCCCUUCCCUUCCCUUCCCUAGCCAGGGCUCAGGUACCUCACUCUCCUGCCUUGUGCAUAGCUCCUGGGGCCCCGGUCAGUCUCCACCAGCCUUGGCACACAGUGUCCGGAGCCUCUGCUCCUGCUGCAAAAGCAGAAACCAUGUGAACCUUCUGGCCAGUACUGGAAAGGGGAAUGCUAUUUAUUUUUAUAUUGUGUAUAUUUUGUCGUGGUCUGCUGAUUCCCUGUUUCACUGAGAGCGACACUUACCUCAAUAGUUAGUUCAAUAUUGUGUGUUGGAUAAUUUUUUUAAAAGAACUUUUUAAAAAGCUUUUUGAUCCUUGGAGGUCUGUAGAUUUAUUUCCAUAUGAACUGGUUAUUUUGUAUAAAGUACAUUCUUAAAAUA
Messenger RNA from Pan troglodytes (chimpanzee), 10037 nucleotides. RefSeq names its product CECR2 histone acetyl-lysine reader (gene CECR2). Gene Ontology annotation, cellular component: CERF complex. The transcript has 19 exons. Gene Ontology annotation, molecular function: protein binding. The coding region runs from base 325 to 4722 and encodes 1465 amino acids. NCBI's taxonomy places the organism in Eukaryota, Metazoa, Chordata, Mammalia, Primates, Hominidae. Gene Ontology annotation, biological process: single fertilization; chromatin remodeling. The record is from RefSeq and is a predicted model, not a curated record.